UCCACGGGAAUGCCAGUUCUUUGGAAUGUGCAGCUCUUUGUAAACGAGGAGGGAAAGCAUCGAGAGCAGCUGAACAGUGCCCGUCCCAGCUGGGUGGGGCGGGCGGUCAGCUCAGGGAGAAACCGCCGGGCAAGCGCCUGGGGUCAGCAGCGGCAGCAGCGCUGCCCCGGGACGAGAGGGAGGCGGGAGAGAGGCGGGGCCGGACUCCCGUUCCCGCGGCGGGCGGUGCCGGCGGCCCCGGGGCCGGGCGCUGCGGAGGGGCCGUCACAGCUCGGAGCCGUCACUGAUCGGAGCCCGUCGCGUCGGGAUGUCGGGCGAUCACUCCCGCAGCCUGGGCAAGGGCAGCGCGGCGCCGGGCCCUGUGCCCGCGGGGCUGAUCCGGCUCUACAGCAUGCGCUUCUGCCCCUUCGCGCAGCGGACGCGCCUGGUUCUCCACGCCAAGGGCAUCAGCCAUGAAGUAAUCAACAUCAAUCUGAAGAACAAACCUGACUGGUACUUUGAGAAGAACCCCUCUGGGCUGGUUCCUGUUCUGGAGACCAGCAAGGGCCAGCUGAUCUGGGAGUCCCCAAUCACCUGUGAGUACUUGGAUGAAGCAUUUCCAGGGAAGAAGCUGAUGCCUUCAGACCCCUAUGAGCGAGCUUGUCAGAAGAUGCUCUUGGAAGACUUCUCAAAGAUAACACCCUUGCUUUUCAAGCAUGUCUUGGCAGUCAAAGAUGGACAGGACACCACUGCACUGAAAGCAGAGAUUGCUGAAAAGUUUGGCAAACUUGAAGAGGUUCUGUCCAAACGUAACACGGUGUUUUAUGGUGGGGACUCAGUCUCAAUGGUUGACUACAUGAUCUGGCCAUGGUUUGAACGUCUGGAACCAUUCCAGCUGAAAGACUCUUUGAAUCACACCCCAAAGCUCCAACGCUGGAUGGAGGCCAUGAAGGAGGACCCUGCUAUCAAGGCUACAAUAACUGACCCACAGACAUUCAAAAACUAUCUCCAGCUGUAUCUGAAGAACAGCCCUGAGGCAUGUGAUUAUGGGCUCUGAGGUGCUAGCAGGAACAUGCUGGCUGAAGUGUUAGUGCUGUUUUUUCAGUGUGGGAAGUCAGUGUCAUUUGGUGGGGGCUUUUCUGUGGUUGCAUUCAUAGUGGGGAAUAAAUCUGUGCUGAAAAGGUUGAGAAACCUGUGAACUCCACUCCUUCCUGUUGGGGGAAGGAUGUGCUGGCUUCAAGCAGGAGAUGGAACGUCAUUGUUGGCCAUGAAUGUUCCAUAAAGGAAAAUUCUCCAUUCAAAAGGUGAUGGUCUGUAAUCUCUGGGCUCUUUGUAGGCAUUGCAGUGGGCAGUCCCUGAACUGAUGCUGUUACCUGAUUUAAAAAUUGUAAUACUUGUGUCUUGAAAAUUAAUAAAAAGCAAGCAAUGUUGUCUUCAAA
This is a messenger RNA of Vidua chalybeata, 1418 nucleotides long. RefSeq names its product glutathione S-transferase omega 1 (gene GSTO1). The transcript is spliced from 6 exons. Gene Ontology annotation, biological process: glutathione metabolic process. The record is from RefSeq and is a predicted model, not a curated record. Gene Ontology annotation, molecular function: glutathione dehydrogenase (ascorbate) activity; glutathione transferase activity. Gene Ontology annotation, cellular component: cytoplasm. NCBI's taxonomy places the organism in Eukaryota, Metazoa, Chordata, Aves, Passeriformes, Viduidae. The coding region runs from base 308 to 1036 and encodes 242 amino acids.